Molecule: messenger RNA, 906 nt
Organism: Cetraspora pellucida
Lineage: Eukaryota; Fungi; Glomeromycota; Glomeromycetes; Diversisporales; Gigasporaceae
Source: the annotation of a GenBank genome assembly
AUGGAUAAUCAAGAGGACAAUCAGACAACCGAAUAUGAAGAGUAUGAAAAUCGCAUCAUUGGAGAGAAAAUUCACUGUGACAAAAAUACCGUUCAUUAUUUUCCAAUUAAUGAGGAUACAAUAGAUCGACUACAAAGAAUCCAUUAUCUAUGUGGAUUAUUAUGGCAAACCAAUUUUUCGACGCCUAUUCAUGAAAAGUUAUUAGAAGGUGCAAAAGUUUUGGACAUAGGAUGCGGACCAGGUAUCUGGAUUCGGGACAUGUGCACAUCAUAUCCUUUAUCAACAUUUUAUGGUAUUGAUAUGAAUUCGCAACUGUUUCCAAGUCAUGGGCACAUUCCCAAGAACUCCGAAUUUAUCAAAUACAAUAUUUUAAACGGAUUGCCUUUUCCAUCUGAAUCGUUUGAUUUUAUUAAUGUACGAUUUGCUAUUCCUUCAUUUACUCAAGAACAAUGGAUAAAAAUAAUCAUCCCAGAGAUAACUAGAGUAUGCAAGGAAAAUGGCUGGGUAGAACAUAUGGAAUGGGAUGCGAAACUCAUUAAUGAAAGCCCAAAUUUGAAAAAAUUGACAAAUGCAAUAGUAGAAUUCACGGCUUCUAAAAAUAUUGACGCUAUGUUUGCGGAUAAACUUGAACAGUGCUUGAUAAAUACUAAUAUGUUUCACAAAGUUCAUCAUGAGUUGAAGUAUUGUCCAGUCGGCAAUUGGUUCGGCAAUUGUGGGUCAUUGGCUGCCAAAGUAGUACUGGAAUCGGUACUAUCUGUCAAAGAUCAUUUGAGUAAAUUUAUGAAUAUUACGACUGAAGAAUUUAAUGAUCUUAUUAAUGGUCUGAUUAAAGAAUUUGGAAAUACGCCGCAAACUUAUCCGUAUACUAAAAUGCACAGAGAAAUCCUAUGUACUACUAAACAUUAG